This is a messenger RNA of Penicillium hordei, 1347 nucleotides long. RefSeq lists its product as uncharacterized. NCBI's taxonomy places the organism in Eukaryota, Fungi, Ascomycota, Eurotiomycetes, Eurotiales, Aspergillaceae. The record is from RefSeq and is a predicted model, not a curated record. Bases 1 to 1347 code for a protein of 448 amino acids. Gene Ontology annotation, biological process: arachidonate metabolic process. Gene Ontology annotation, cellular component: membrane. The transcript is spliced from 3 exons.
AUGGGUACAAGUGUUGGCGGAUUGAUACUCCUUGAAACCUCCGUUCAAGGCUCCAGUGCUUCAGAAGCUUUGGAGAAAUUCAAACCACUUGCUCGUGAAAUCUUCCCCUCUAAAGCACGGCACAAAGGCCGUGUAAGUCUCUUGUGGAAUUUCAUACGACACGUUUUGGCAGAUGCUGCUUAUGACUCCUUAUCACUAGACACGGCUCUCCAACGGGCGUUUGGUAGCACUCAUCGUUUUUAUGAUACACCUUUACCGACAGCAGGUGGUCGAAUAGCUUUGACAGCUAGCCACAUAGAAAAUGACGGCAAGUUGUCUUUGUUCUCGAACUAUAGGCGCCUUCGCCGGCCUGAGGAGGAAACUUCUUACAUAUCAGUGAUACCAACCAAGUUGGCCGAUGAGCCUGAGGUGUGGAAGGUAUACUUCAAACCAAAAUAUAUCCCUGGCAUUGGAACAUUUCAAGACGGAGGGAUUCAAGCAAACUGCCCCUUGAGAACUGCCAUCCGAGAAAGCAUGAACAUCUGGCCUGGUGCCAGGCGACCGGAUCUUGUGAUAAGUAUAGGCACAGGGUUUGAAAAGUUCAGUCCUGAACGUGGGCAAGAGCAGAGCCAAACCCUUUUUAAUAGUAACUUCGUGGGACGCGGUAUCCGCACUUUUCUUUCCUCGCCCGCAGUAGACGGAUACCGUGGUUUUGAAGAUGCAUUAGAUAAUCUUCCACCUGACUUAAAAGAAGAUGUUUUUCGCCUCGACUGUGCUAUUGAUGGAACCCUGCCUGACCUGGACGAUACGGAACGAAUGGAGGAGCUUUCUGAUAUGCAAUGUCACAUUCCACAGGAGCUCUCGUUGGCUCUAUUGGCGACCUCGUUCUUUUUUGAAUUCGAUCAAGAACCAGUGUUCCUGGAUGGUCGAUUCCACUGUAUUGGAUCAAUUAUGUGUUGUAAACCUGAUCCUAACGGCAUUCUCUCCAUUCUAAGAACGGAGUUUCCAUGCUCACGAUUCGUGAUCCGGAAAAGCGAAGACAUCGGUCCUGUGGAUAAGCAUGAUGGCUGUCAUAUUUGUGCUUAUUACCGCAAAAAGGUUUCAUUUACAGUUAGAAGUCUACAUGAGGACUUUAAACUUGCAAUCGUCAGCCAAGGGGUUAGUCGGAAGAUUGGUGGGUUUCCGACAUCCGUUGCUGCCCUCCUUGUAGCCCAACAAGCGUAUGCGCCAUUCGGGCGUUCUGAUCACCACAGUGAUCUUUGGCCACUAAACCGGCGUUGCUACUGUCAUAUCAGUUUGAAUAAGCGUGAUGGCGAUAAUAUGUUUGACCCUUACAAAAGGAAAAAGUUGAAGCAAGGUAGGGUUUGA